Penaeus vannamei (Pacific white shrimp) is the source of this 2010-nucleotide messenger RNA. Lineage: Eukaryota; Metazoa; Arthropoda; Malacostraca; Decapoda; Penaeidae. The record is from RefSeq and is a predicted model, not a curated record.
CCGAUCGGGUCGCCACUUCCACGGUGUCAGUCACCGUCGUUGCCGCUUAUUCAGGAUCCUCUGCCGAAGGAACGGACUCGACGAUAUGGUGGUGCACCUGCUCUCGGUCCUGGCAUUUAUGUGCCAGACGUUAGCUCUCAGCAGCAGCCACCCUUGUGACAUCGACGAGAACCCGGCUGCAUGGAUAACGAACCACAUCAAAAAAGAUGUGGUGAUAGUGGGCGGAGGGGUCGCGGGGCUGUCGGCGGCCAAGGAACUACUCGCCGCCGGAAUCUCGGAUGUCAUCGUCUUGGAGGCUCAGGACUACCUCGGGGGAAGAGUCAAGACCUACAGGGAAGGAGACAUUCUGACGGAAGACGGGGCGGAGUGGAUCAAUGGAGGCCGCUUCAAUCCUCUUUAUGGUCUCGCGGCGGACCUGGGGGGAUUAACUAUGCCGCUGCCAGACACUGCUUACGACUGGAGGGCCAAGACGCAGUCCGGGGAAGUUGCAGACGCUCGAGGCUAUGACGCGGCGGCCUGGGUGAUGGAGGAGUGCGAGAGGGACAGCGUUCUACAGAACUAUCUCGAUAAGGGAUAUGGAGAGUGCUACGAAAAUAAGUUCCCCGGUGCUUAUGACUGGGAAAUGGCAAGACCGGCGGAACAGGCAGCGUGGCUUCACUACACAGAGAUGUGGGUGAACAAGGACACUGGGCUUGUCGACUGGAAGGACAUUUCCGGGCUGGACGCCGAUCACUUCACCGACUGGGGUCUGGACGAGUGGAACCAGUGGGCCGACGGCUUCGAUACCCUAGUCAACUAUCUCAAGGCCGAUAUCCCAGUCGCCAACAUGAAGACGUCCUCGCCCGUCUGUAGGAUUUUCUACGGGCGAAAAGUGGCCGGGAAGCGCCUGAGGAACCGCGUGCUGGUGGUAACCCAGGACGGCACCUCCUACCUGGCGCACCACGUGGUCGUCACGGCCUCCAUCGGGCACCUCAAGGAGCGACACGACAGGAUUUUCACUCCCGCUCUCAAUUCGGCCUACCGAGACGCAAUGGCUGUGACGGAGCUGGGCCUGGCCGAUAAGGUGCAGUUGGGCUGGGACAGCCCGUGGUGGGGAAACGACCCUUUAGACCUUCAGGUCAUCUUCACAGAGGAUUUGCCUGGUGAAAUGUCUUGGCUUCAGGGAAUAAUGGAGUUCAUGACUAUACAUCAGCAACCAAACAUGCUACAAGCGUUCGUCCCGGGAAACUACGCCAGGCAAAUGGAAGCCCUGCCGGAAGACACUGUAAAGCAACAUCUGGUCGCACACCUGGCGACGGUCACAGGUCAAACAGUUCCUCCUCCUACUUUCUUCAGGAGGAGUCUAUGGGAGGAUAACGUGUGGAUGAGAGGUUCCUACAAUUCGUACGUGACGGUAGAAGGAGCUCUGUCAGUUAUGCCAAACCGCAGUCCUUUGGCAAGAACUGUGAGGAGGAACGGCAAGCCACUGCUGCUGAUGGCGGGCGAGCACACCCAUACCACUCGCUACGGCAGCGUCGACGGAGCAAUGGCCACAGGAGUACGAGAAGCGAAGAAAAUAAUUCGCUACAGGAAAUAGUGACGUAGCAUCACGACGGGCCGGUUGCAGAGUAGUUCGUGGAAUAUGACGGUGAUCAUGAAUAUUGUGAUCAGCCUUCUACCAAUGAUAUCAAUGUUUAAAAAAUGCUGAGGCUUCAGUAAAGUAACAUGGUAGAUAUAAAAGAGAGUGGAAAGGAAAUUUAAAAGGUCUAAACAAUACCAGUCAACAUCAAAUAUUCAUACUUUAGCGGAAUUUGCCCUGUAACUCGGUCGACUUACAGGAACCUUAGCAUUUUAUAUUCCACUUAGCUUUGUUGCAUAUUUGGUUUUAGAUUGUCUUUUGCCUUUACUUUUAUUCUUCUGUCCUGGUGAUAAACAAUAAAUGACAAGAAAGUGUUUUAAUCAAAAAUAAAUAUAUUGCAAUGAUAUAUUUGAUAUAUGGUGAUUGGUAUAAUAAAGUGGUUGCAUCGGAAA